Peromyscus maniculatus bairdii (prairie deer mouse) is the source of this 8438-nucleotide messenger RNA. It is a transcript of the gene Slc7a11, whose product is annotated as solute carrier family 7 member 11. The record is from RefSeq and is a predicted model, not a curated record. Gene Ontology annotation, molecular function: L-amino acid transmembrane transporter activity. NCBI's taxonomy places the organism in Eukaryota, Metazoa, Chordata, Mammalia, Rodentia, Cricetidae. Gene Ontology annotation, biological process: amino acid transmembrane transport. Gene Ontology annotation, cellular component: membrane.
AUCUAGAGAAACCAAAGUUGAAAGUUUUUGUUUUGUUUUCCCUCUGUUUUUUCUUUCACUCCCCUCCCCUGGCGUGACACUACCAUGGUCAGAAAGCCAGUUGUGGCCACCAUCUCCAAAGGAGGUUACCUGCAGGGCAAUGUGAGCGGGAGGCUGCCCCCCAUGGGGGGCCAAGAGCCACCAGGGCAGGAGAAGGUGGUUCUGAAAAAGAAGAUCACUUUGCUGAGGGGGGUCUCCAUCAUCAUCGGCACCGUCAUCGGAUCGGGCAUCUUCAUCUCCCCCAAGGGCAUACUCCAGAGCACGGGCAGCGUGGGCAUGUCCCUGGUUUUCUGGUCUGCCUGUGGAGUACUGUCACUUUUUGGAGCCUUGUCCUAUGCCGAAUUGGGUACGAGCAUAAAGAAAUCUGGUGGUCAUUACACAUACAUUCUGGAGGUCUUUGGUCCUUUACUAGCUUUUGUCCGAGUCUGGGUGGAACUGCUCAUAAUACGGCCUGGAGCUACUGCUGUGAUAUCCCUGGCAUUUGGACGCUACAUUCUGGAACCAUUUUUUGUUCAAUGUGAAAUUCCUGAACUUGCAAUCAAGCUGGUUACAGCUGUGGGCAUCACUGUGGUGAUGGUCCUAAAUAGCAUGAGUGUCAGCUGGAGUGCCCGGAUCCAGAUUUUCCUAACCUUUUGCAAGCUCACAGCAAUUCUGAUAAUUAUAGUCCCUGGAGUUAUACAGCUAAUUAAAGGGCAAACACAGCACUUUGAAGAUGCAUUUUCAGGAAGAGAUGCAAAUCUAAUGGGGUUGCCCUUGGCUUUUUAUUAUGGGAUGUAUGCAUAUGCUGGUUGGUUUUACCUCAACUUUAUUACUGAAGAAGUAGAAAAUCCUGAAAGAACGAUCCCCCUUGCAAUCUGCAUUUCCAUGGCCAUCAUCACGGUUGGCUAUGUGCUAACAAACGUGGCCUAUUUUACAACCAUCAGCGCCGAGGAGCUGUUACAAUCCAGUGCUGUGGCAGUGACCUUCUCUGAGCGGCUGCUGGGAAAUUUCUCAUUAGCAGUCCCGAUCUUUGUUGCCCUCUCCUGCUUCGGCUCCAUGAACGGUGGCGUGUUCGCUGUCUCCAGGCUAUUCUAUGUCGCGUCUCGAGAAGGGCACCUUCCGGAAAUCCUCUCCAUGAUUCAUGUCCACAAGCAUACUCCUCUGCCAGCUGUUCUUGUUUUGCAUCCUUUGACGAUGAUAAUGCUCUUCUCUGGAGACCUCUACAGUCUUCUGAAUUUCCUCAGUUUUGCCAGGUGGCUUUUUAUGGGGCUGGUAGUUGCUGGGCUGAUUUAUCUUCGAUACAAACGCCCAGAUAUGCAUCGUCCUUUCAAGGUGCCUCUGUUCAUCCCAGCAUUGUUCUCCUUCACUUGCCUCUUCAUGGUUGUUCUCUCCCUUUACUCGGACCCAUUUAGCACUGGGGUUGGCUUCCUUAUCACGUUGACUGGAGUCCCUGCGUAUUAUCUCUUCAUUGUGUGGGACAAGAAACCCAAGUGGUUCAGACAGUUAUCAGACAGAAUAACCAGAACAUUACAGAUAAUACUACAAGUUGUACCAGAAGACUCUAAAGAAUUAUGAACUUAAUAUAUCAAAAUCUUGGCUAUCUGCCCAGGACUGAGAUACAGAAUGGAUCUUUAUUUCAAGAAAACACAACUUUGGUGAUGGACUAAAGGAACCGGUUAUUUCUAUUCAAAUUCUCUAAUGUAUUCAAACUAAUUUCUGAGCAAUUUACUGGUAACUCAAUGUAUCUGUAGAAAGCUAAUAAGCAAGUCACAUAGUGAGGCAAGCACAGGGUUGGAGUCUGGUGUUUACCCAUUGAGGUAAGAGAACGAGACAAGGGGCAUUGCCAACAGGGCUAUUCUCUGUAACAUUUCUUUUUUUUUUUUUUUUUUUUUUUUCGAGACAGGGUUUCUCUGUGUAGCUUUGCGCCUUUCCUGGAGCUCACUUGGUAGCCCAGGCUGGCCUCGAACUCACAGAGAUCCACCUGGCUCUGCCUCCCGAGUGCUGGCAUUAAAGGCGUGCGCCACCAACGCCCGGCCUCUGUAACAUUUCUUAUCAUGACUGAGAACCUUCAAAUAGAAGACCAAAGUGUUUUCUGUACAUAGGGGGUCUGUAUACAUAGCUUUACCUACUGGGACACCUAUACUGUGAAAAGUAUUUUCUAUUUUUCUGAAAAAAAUGUUAUUAUUGUGGCAAAGGGGCCAGAAAUAACUUUAUUUUACAUAGACCUUGGAUUGUUUUCCUUUAGUGACCAACGUGGCUGUCACUUAUAUUUCAAUGGCUUAUACUCAGAGCAUCAGAACAAAAGAUAGGGGAGUACUCUGUGUGUGUGUGUGUGUGUGUGUGUGUGUGUGUGUGUGUGUGUGUGUGUGUAGCUUGAGAUCGAAUUCAGGGCUUUGAAAAAGCCAGGCAAGCAUUCUACCUAUGACCUACAUCCAUACACCCUAAUUUUCGUGAAUGCAUUAAAGAAGCAUUUCUUGAGGCUAUGAUUUAUGAGGCAAUUCUAGGAAUUGUGUUUGAAUAAAAAUCAUGGAUAAUUUGUUAGGUUAAAUAUGAUUUCACUUAUUGUCAGGAGGUUUGAUCUUUGGAGUGUCACUUUGUUUUCAUCCUGGUUCCUUAGUUCCAGAAAAUGUGCACUUUUUGUAAGACAUCCACUGAUGAACCACCUCUUUGGUAAUUUUCUCCUUGAUGAAUAAAAUGAAAUUCUAAUCACUAUAGUACAGCAUCAACAUGGGAGAAAUUGUCCACGAAACUCUAAAUAUCAGGCUUUGUCCUUAUAACUACAUUUAUAUGCAGUAUUAGUCAUUCUAAUCACUUUCCCCUUUACUUUGUGGCUAUUUUUACAUGGUGAUGACUUCUGACAGUGUGUGCAUUCCCUUUACAGUUCUGUUAAAAUAUGUCUCUGGAUAAAAUGAUCUGGAUCAAUUAGAAAAAAAGCACAGAUUUACAUUAAAAACUAUGGAAGAAAUGUCACUCCUUAGUAAGACUUUCAACUGAUCUUUUAAAAAGUGUUUAAAAGUGUUCUUCUAAAUCUAAGCUUUUUUCAAUCAUUUCUUCACUUUUGGUACAAUUCAACUUGCAAAAGAGAUCACUGAGGACACAUCUAUUGGAAGGAGUUGUCAGUAUGUGUGUUCAGCUAGGUGGUGCUAGGUCAGAAGUAGAAAACACUGGGCAAUUUUCAAAUAAGGUUAAUGUAAUGAUGGGACUUUUAAAACUCUUACUUCUAACAUCCAAAAUUAAAUGUGCAGCACGGCCACACUAGGUUUCAUCUCUUAUAUUCUGACCACUUACAAAUGAGAUGUUUAAAAAAUUAUCCUAAUUAAUAAAAUCAUUGAGUUCAUAGUUAAUUGCCCAAAGUACAAAUGACGAUUUUAAUUUAGAGCAAUUCACCAAUUUAGCUUUUUUAAGUCUCAGUAACAUUUAACAUAUACUCAACGUUGUCUUUUUUUUUUUUUAAAGGCCACACAAAGUAUUUAUUUCCCUAAGUGAACCAGUAACAAUUCCUCCUGUUUUUGCUAACAUGGGCUAUUCCAAACCUUAUGUUUAGUCUCUAGAACCAAAAUAGUGUUACUUUGCUGACAUCUAUCUCUAGGAGAUGCCACUGGAGGUGCAUAUUUUUAUAUUGUUAUUUUUACACUAGACCUAUAAGAUUUAAUGUGGUGGUGUUUUCUUCUUCCCUAUGAAAUAGAGUAAAGCCGUGAAGAGAGUCCUGUGGGUUCUGGUUCCUGACCCUCCUGUUUCUCCUGCUGUUUGGUCUCAUAGUUAUCUUUGAUAACUACUUAUCUUUCCCUGUACCAGCUAGUCAGGGUACGCCUUGUCAUCGUCCUCCCUUUUCAAAGACUUUUUUUUUGUAGUGUUAAAUUUAUAAUGCCAUUGUAAUACCAUUUAGUGAAGCAUAAAAAAAAAAUCAGUAUUUCUUUAAAAUACUGUCAAUGGAGUUGCAUUUUGGCUUAUUUUGAAGUUAUACCCCAAGGGAACACAGCAUUUCUUUAAUUGUGGAAUUCAUGUUCAUAAUUGUUUUAUUGAGAGCUUAUAAACAGAUAUUUUUAUUUAGAAAUACUCCUGCCCACUUGUAAUGUGUGUUUUUAUAUGAAGUACUUUUUCUCAUAUUUUAGAUUAAUAAGCAUAUAUACACACGUGAUUACAUGUGUUAAUGUUUGUGCUGGUGUACAUAUUUGAAUGUUCAUAUAAAAUUAUGAUUUGAUUACUAUAACAGAAAGCUAGAUACAGCCUAAACAGUUUAAGAUAUGCAAUACUCUAUUUUCAAAUAUUCUUUGUUUAACAUACAAAGCCUUGAACAUGCAAUUUUUAUUUUUAUUUUUAUUUUUUUUAAAUUUUUUUGUUUUUUUUGAGACAGGGUUUCUCCAUAUAGUUUUGGUGCCUGUCCUGGAUCUUGCUCUGUAGCCCAGGCUGGCCUCGAACUCACAGAGAUCUGCCUGGCUCUGCCUCCCGAGUGCUGGGAUUAAAGGCAUGUGCCACCACUGCCCGGCUAAUAGGCAAUUUUUAAAGGAUCUAAUAAAGAUUUCCAAAAGUUGGGUGCAAUUUUAUUCUCCUCACACAAUUAUCAAUAUUUCCACUGAUGGGCAUUCUAGCAGUGCUGUUUUGUCUCUUAAAGCAUUAGAUUCUCCCCUUUGAUUUCAAGUGCCUCUUCUUACAAAUGGCGGCUUUGCUUAGCUGGCAGCAGAACCAGCACUUGUCUUUCUUCAUGAGAUUGGACAUUUGUCCUAGCAAACAUGACUGAAUCCAGUUCCACUUGUAAGAUUGUGCGUGUACAUCCACAGUCUGUGUGUUUGUCCCCCAGCCCUGUGGGCACAGGAUCAGGCCAGCUGACUGGCUUCUAUUCCCAGUGCUCUGCAGCUUUCGAUAACACUAAAGUAUGCAUAUGGAAACAUUUUUAUUUUUUUUCAGAUUGCCUUAUGUGUCUGCUAAAAUUGUUUCCUCAAUUGCCAUUUGAACAGCAACAGAUGGUUUUCAUGAAGACAAUUAUGUAGCAGAAGUCCUCAUAAGCUGGGAUCAGCUUUUGGCAAACGCACUGUUUUAUCUCAAUUUACAGGUGAAUGGGAUGCGAAGAAAGGGAGCAUCUCUCCCUUUUGUGGAUAUCUUAUAACUGAGGUGUGAAAAGACAACUCAGGGUCAGGGUACCAGGAAGUGCAGGGAGCCUAUGAUUAGCAGUAACCAUGUUUCUCUGUCCUACAACCAAGUCAGAGAACUCUCAAAGCUUGUCUGUUGGAUGUAAAUGAGUACCCUAAGAAGCUGAUUAAGCACUAGCAGUGGUGUCUCCAGGGCCCCCAAGCUCCUUCCAAGGUCCUAGCGUGGCUUUAGGAAGAUUGUGUUUUAAAAACAGAAGCCCCAGAAUUGGGCCUGGAGAGAUGGCUUAGCUUCCGAGAACACUUACUCUUCCUGCAGAGGACCUGAGUUCGAUUCCCAGCAUCCACAUGGUGGCUCGCAACCAUGGGUGACUACAGUUCCAGUGGGUCCAAUGCCCUAUUCUGACAUCUGUGUGCACAAGGCAUGCACACGGUGUAUGCACAUACAUUAAGACAAAACACUCAUAUAUAUAUAUAUAUAUAUAUAUAUAUAUAAAAUAAAUGUAUGUAAUUUUUUAAAGAGCAGGAAAAUUCCCUGUACAAUAUAUACUGUGGUAUCCACAUUUGUUUGUGAAUAAGAGAAAAAAAAUUCCUAUUAAUUUUCCAUUAAAAAGAACCAUAGAAUAUUUAUAAAAAUAUUUUAAAAUACUUAAAUGCCAUAUUAAUUGAAAUGUACACCUAAAAGUCAAUUGAUGGCUUUCUUAUAAGGUCUAUGUGAUAUAGAGGGCAAUGGUUUCAAUUGUGUUAUGCUGUGAUUAACAGAAAAGCAAUGAAUGAAGUUUUAUUUGUAGCUCUUUUUCUUAUUUUGGAAAGAAAUAGAUUUGCGAUUCCAAUGAAAAUGACUCAAGAAGCUUAUUUUAUUUGAGUGUCAUUUGCUUCAUAACAUUCUGUGUGUUGGUGCUGAUAGAGUACAUGAUGAUGUUUUGGGUCCCUAAUCAAUCAACCCAGGAAUUAAGUCAUGGCAUCAUUUAAUGGCAAGAAGCUUCUAGAGGAUAUAAAUUAGAGAAGAUAAUGAGUCAUUUGCAUAGCUUCUAUUUAUGUUAUAUAUGAGUAAAAGAAUUAUUGCCUGCGUAUGUAGUUUAGCUAAAUAUUCCCACAAAUAGUACUUCAAAAGUCUAUCUCAAUAUAUUUAAUAGCUGAAAGUGUGACCUCUAUGUAGGCCACUGACUGUUAGUGCUGUACUUUAAAAUAGAUGAUUUAACAGCCAAUUUUUAUAAGUAGUCCUUUAUUUUAUUGAAUUUUAAAAUUAUUUGGUAUCUCAAAAUAAGUGAUUUGUCUGUUUUUAUGUCACAUAUUGGUGCAAAAGCAUGAGUUAUGGCCACAUAGUUCACCAGUUCUUUAUUUUACGAGACAUUGUCCUUCUUUAUCAACUCAUGGCAAUACUGUUAAUGUUACUUUUUUCUUUUCUUCUUUUUUUAAAAAAUAAUUUCUGUUUCAUUUACAUAAAGCAACAGUUCCCUGUGUUUCAGUCUGUAAUACUGAUACUAUGUCUUCAAGAUGAUAACUAUAGAAAGACUCACUUCCCAAGAUUUCUUAAUGAAAAACCUGCCACUUUUAUUUAUUUUCUUGGAAUUGGCCCCCUGCUCUUCCUUAAUUCCACUUGGCUUGAAAUGCACAGUAUGGUUUCAGCCUCCAAACAGCUACCUGCUACAUGUGUCCUGUUUGGAUCACAGGUAUUUUAUCGUAUCAAUAACGGCCCACACAGUUUUGUAGGUAAUACUUUCAAAGAAAUGGUGACUCCUUAGGCACCUGAGAGCCGUGUGGAUGGCUGCAGCAAUUCAAAACUAAACACACUCCUCUACUUUAGUACACACACUGCUGAUUUUUAAACUGAAUUCAUUAUUGGUUAAAAGACCUGCUCGCUACGUCCUUGUUACCUCUUGAUGAGGCCACUAGAGGCAGUGUUGAAAGCCAGGGGAGAAAGAGAAGACUAAUGCUCAGCUACCUCUUUUGCAGCAGUAAUUGUAUUUUCAGCACUUCUGUGGUGGUAUUUUGCACAGCAUCUUGUGGGAAAAUGCAUUAGGUCUUUGGAUGUUUCAGCUCUAAGUGGGUUGUGCGUGGUCUGACUAGGAGGGGCAUUUUGAAGGUAGACCUCACAUGUUACUAAUGAAUGACCCUUAGUAGCCACAGACUCAGAACUACAGUCAUAUCUUAGUAGGAGACAAGUCAUUAUGGGUCCUUGCUCUUAGGAUUGAAGGGUCUUGUUUCAAAGAAUUUACAAAUUGAUCUUUUCCUAGAAUUUCUCCAUCAUUUUGCUUAUUAAAUACUAUAAUCAAAUAUUCUCUUAAAGUAGAAAAGUGCUUUGAAGAAAUUAAAAAAAAAAGCAACCAAAUUAUUUGCAAUGAAUGAAUGUUCAUAGCAGGAGAAAUUACUUACAUUAAAUUACUUUGCAUUCUAAUUAUUUCAGAUACUAGUCAAUAGCAUUUUUAUUACUCUGAAAGCAAAAAAUUCUGCAUCAUUAAGCCCAUCUUUUCCUAUAUCUAUGUAGAUAUGUGAUAGUGAUUAUUUGACAAACCACCAGAAUUCUCUUAUUAAUCUGAGGAACCUGACCAUCUUCUUGGAGAGACUUGCUUGCCAACCCUUUUCUCUGAGAUUUUCAUUGCUGCUGCUAUAAAAUCUGCAAAUAAAUUUUAACUAGGUUCUUCUUGAUAUUAUUCAUGUUCAGAGAGUUUCACUGUUAGGAAGUUCCUAGAAUCAGUCACAAUAGUAGUAUAUACUUCAUUUCAAAAGCUUGUAUACUUUGAAUGCAGACACUGGCCCAAAAUUUCUGUUUCUGUCAAGAGGUUUCAGCACAAUAGUAAUGAGGGUUAGUGGUGUUUUCCAACAUGUGGGAAUUUUGCAAGCAUAAGCAUCAGAUAUGUUUUCUACCUGUGCCAGACAUGAUGAAAAAAUAUGUAGUUAUGUCUCUCUAAUGCUGGCCCGGUUGCCUGUGGUUUUAUACUAAACACAUUCCAGAGAGCACACUACAACUGGCCUCUUGUGCUGGAUGCUUGGAGAGCUUAAUUUGCCUUCCCUCACAGAUAAGACUCAAAUCCUGAAUUUCAUAGUACAUAGUUCUUAUUGUAGUGAGACUUAUAUGGUAGUCAUGCACUGAGAAGGGGAAGCUGUCGUUAUUAAUUCAGAAUUCAGUCACUUCAUAUAGCUUGUUUAUUCUAGUAUAUCUGGUUUUACUUUGCUAAAAUAUGGGGUUGUAAAUUUAAUCUAAAUAUUUGGCAUACUAACUUUUUCCUCUUCCAUCAAGGACUAGAAAAAUUCUUAUGGGUGUUGGUUUGUUCCUAUUAAUGUAUUAGGCACUGUGGACAAACAUAUUUAACUCUCCUUUCAUACAUCUGCAAA